AUGAAGCCCAGUGUUGUUCUGCAUGCCCUAAACGACUCCACGGUGGCCGCAUUUGUUGACGACACGACGCCGUUCGAGAAAUGCAGCAAGGAAUGCUUCGACGAGCUCGACGUUGACGCCGACGGCGUGUUGUCGAGGGAGGAGCUCCGUUCUGGUUUUGGUAAUCUGCUGCCGGGAAUAGGGUACUUGUCUCAGCCCAAAGAGGAGUUGAAUAGUUUGCAUGAUGCGAUAUUCGAGAGGUUCGAUGCGGAUGGAAACGGCGUCGUUGAUAGGGGUGAGUUUAAGGAGCUGUUGAGGGAGAUCAUGCUUGGGGUGGCGCGUGGGAUUGGGGGGUCGCCGGUGCUGGUGGCGCUUGAGCAUGGCAGUCUGCUUAUGAGGGCGGCUCAACAUGAACAUGAACAGAAUACGAAGGAAUAG
Fragaria vesca subsp. vesca is the source of this 417-nucleotide messenger RNA. RefSeq lists its product as uncharacterized. The record is from RefSeq and is a predicted model, not a curated record. The coding region runs from base 1 to 417 and encodes 138 amino acids. Gene Ontology annotation, molecular function: calcium ion binding. Lineage: Eukaryota; Viridiplantae; Streptophyta; Magnoliopsida; Rosales; Rosaceae. The transcript has a single exon.